Rattus rattus (black rat) is the source of this 2232-nucleotide messenger RNA. RefSeq names its product CUGBP Elav-like family member 5 (gene Celf5). Gene Ontology annotation, molecular function: mRNA binding. Gene Ontology annotation, cellular component: cytoplasm; nucleus; ribonucleoprotein complex. The transcript is spliced from 12 exons. The coding region runs from base 331 to 1443 and encodes 370 amino acids. NCBI's taxonomy places the organism in Eukaryota, Metazoa, Chordata, Mammalia, Rodentia, Muridae. The record is from RefSeq and is a predicted model, not a curated record. Gene Ontology annotation, biological process: regulation of alternative mRNA splicing, via spliceosome; mRNA splice site recognition.
CCCUCCUCUCCCCGGGCAUCUACCUCUCUUUUCCCCUCUCCCUCCCAUUCCCAUUCCCAGACCCCUCCUAACCUGUGCCUAGAGCGCCAGAGACCCCAGCCUCCCAGUCCCCCACCACCCUCCUUGUUGCUUUUGGUCUUCCUGGCCCAGCUUGGAACUUCCCACCUCGGGAUUGGGAAUCCUGCUCACAAAGCCGGGCUAGCUCGGGCUGCAGCCAGGACACAUGUCCAGGACCCGAGGCUGAGCGGCUGUGCCUUCCUCACGUACUGCGCCAGGGACUCUGCCAUCAAAGCUCAGACGGCCUUGCACGAGCAGAAGACCCUGCCAGGGAUGGCGCGGCCGAUCCAGGUGAAACCGGCAGACAGUGAGAACCGUGGAGGUAGGGACCGGAAGCUGUUCGUGGGCAUGCUCAACAAGCAGCAGUCGGAGGAAGACGUGCUCAGGCUCUUCCAGCCCUUUGGCGUUAUAGACGAGUGCACAGUGCUGCGAGGACCCGAUGGCAGCAGCAAAGGCUGUGCCUUCGUGAAGUUCUCUUCCCACACAGAGGCCCAGGCUGCCAUCCACGCCUUACAUGGCAGCCAGACAAUGCCGGGAGCUUCCUCCAGCCUGGUGGUCAAAUUUGCCGACACGGACAAAGAGCGGACACUACGGCGUAUGCAGCAGAUGGUUGGCCAGCUGGGCAUCCUGACACCAUCCCUCACCCUGCCCUUCAGCCCCUACAGUGCCUACGCCCAGGCUCUCAUGCAGCAACAGACAACAGUGUUGUCCACCUCUGGCAGCUACCUGAGCCCCGGUGUGGCCUUCCCUCCCUGCCACAUUCAGCAGAUCGGCACUGUCAGCCUUAAUGGUCUGCCUGCUACACCCAUCGCGCCUGCCUCUGGGCUACACUCACCCCCACUGCUGGGCACUGCCGCCGUCCCUGGCCUGAUGACGUCCAUUCCCAGUGGCUUCCCAGGUGUUCUGCCCUUUCCCGGGAGCCACCCUGCCCUGGAGACCGUGUAUGCCAAUGGCCUUGUGCCCUACCCAGCUCAGAGCCCCACUGUGGCAGAGACCCUCCAUCCUGCCUUCUCUGGAGUCCAGCAGUACACAGCCAUGUAUCCCACCGCGGCCAUCGCGCCCGUGGCACACAGCGUUCCGCAGCCUCCGCACCUCCUGCAGCAGCAGCGUGAAGGUCCCGAAGGCUGUAACCUGUUUAUCUACCACCUCCCCCAGGAGUUUGGAGACACGGAGCUGACCCAGAUGUUCCUCCCCUUCGGCAAUAUCAUCUCCUCCAAGGUGUUUAUGGAUCGGGCUACCAACCAGAGCAAGUGUUUCGGAUUCGUGAGCUUUGACCACCCAGCCAGCGCGCAGGCGGCCAUCCAGGCCAUGAACGGCUUUCAGAUUGGUAUGAAGAGGCUGAAGGUGCAGCUGAAGAGACCCAAAGACCCAGGACACCCGUACUGACCACGCCCACAGCCCCUCCGCGCUGUGGGCGUGGCCCCAGGUGAGCCGCCAGGCGGCCCCGUGCUCCGCCCAGCCCUGGCGUCAUUCAACCCUCCUCCCAUCCCAAGCUUACUCUCCAAACCCUGGGGGCGGGAGUGACACUCCAAAAGGCCAACUGAGGGUUCAAACCCUCCCCCAUCACCUGUGGCUUGGGUGGCAGAGAGGGUGGGAUUAGGGUGGGGAAGCUAGGGUGAGAGAAAGUUAGGAGGUUCCACACAGGUGACUUCCUUCCCAGGGAAAGUUUUGAAGGAUGAAUAGGAGUUCACUUUAGUGAACUGGUUUGGGGCUUGUGGUCUGGGGUGCAGGAUGUGAUGGGCGGGGCUCCUAUCCCAUCCUGUGAAGCUGUUCCCCCAGCCGAGAAGCCCGAAUCCAGAGAAGGACGUGCCGCACACACACCCAGCUCUGUGUCCCUACAGUUGAACUUGGAAUGCCCAGUUAAGCAUGGCCCAGGACUGAAGCAGAGGAGAUGGGGACACAUCAUAGCCUUGUGGUCCCCCACCUCUGUCCCCACCAGCUCUCAAGGACCCUGAGAGUCCUGACUUCUAAUAUCAUGCCCAGUGGGUUAACAAAACCCAGAGUGCCGGUUAUAAUCUCACAAAACAAACGACACAAAACCAAAUACCCAAACAAGCAAGCAAAAAAAACCCCAAAAGUCAAUUUCCCCUCAACAUUCUCAGCACUUUCUUUGGGACUGGACUGAUUUUAAAAGGUGAACACAACUGCACAAUGGCGGCGCCGUGGAGGUGACAG